Pediculus humanus corporis (human body louse) is the source of this 573-nucleotide messenger RNA. RefSeq lists its product as uncharacterized. Bases 1 to 573 code for a protein of 190 amino acids. The record is from RefSeq and is a predicted model, not a curated record. The transcript is spliced from 3 exons. NCBI's taxonomy places the organism in Eukaryota, Metazoa, Arthropoda, Insecta, Psocodea, Pediculidae.
AUGAAAUUACUUCCAAACCUGCUACUGUUUAUUGUUGCAAUAUUAAAUACUUGUUCUACUCUUAAUUAUGAUGAAAAAUUAAAAAAUUCAGGUUCAGUUGAUGAUAAGCAACUUGGAUACAUACCUCAUGGACCCUUGGUUAAAUGUUCUUUUUUACCUCUAGAAUUUAUUGAUUGUGAAGAACCCAUUGAUCACAAGGGUAAUAAAACUGCAAAAGAAGAAGCUGGAAAAGGUUGUAUAAAAUUUGGUGGAUCUCGAUAUGAAGAUGUUGAAAGAGCAGCUGUCACUUGUGAAGUUUUGCCUGACAUAGAAUGUUUUGGACCGAGAGUUUUUAAAAAAGAAGGGGUUCCUUGCAUAAAGUACAAGGGUCAUUACUUUGCCACCACAUUAAUAUACAGCAUUUUAUUAGGAUUUCUCGGUAUGGAUCGGUUCAGUUUAGGUCAAACAGGAACAGCUGUUGGUAAACUUCUUACAUUAGGUGGAAUAGGUAUUUGGUGGCUUGUCGAUAUUGUGCUUUUAGUUACAGGUUUUCUGCAACCUGAGGAUUCAAGCAAUUGGAAUCCAUAUGUAUGA